Molecule: messenger RNA, 1868 nt
Organism: Lotus japonicus
Lineage: Eukaryota; Viridiplantae; Streptophyta; Magnoliopsida; Fabales; Fabaceae
Product: serine carboxypeptidase-like 11
Exons: 14
Coding region: 55-1479 (474 amino acids)
Biological process (GO): proteolysis; secondary metabolic process
Molecular function (GO): acyltransferase activity, transferring groups other than amino-acyl groups; serine-type carboxypeptidase activity
Source: RefSeq, a predicted model, not a curated record
ACCAUGGAAAUGCUCAGGCCUCAGAGUCAGAGGGAAAACAGAGUAUACUGAAAAAUGUACAGGUUUAGUUCAACUUACAGUAACUCAAAUCUCAGCUAUCUUGGGGUUCUACUACUUCCCCUUCUUCUUUUAUCACAGAUUCCCUUUCAACUUGUAAGUUGUGGAAACAUAGUGCAGUUCCUUCCUGGAUUUGAGGGACCUCUUCCAUUUGUUCUUGAAACUGGGUAUGUGGGAGUGGGUGAAGGAGAGGAUGUUCAAGCCUUUUACUACUUCAUUGAGUCAGAGAAUAAUCCUAAGGAGGAUCCUCUCAUGCUUUGGCUAACUGGUGGCCCCGGUUGCUCUGCCUUGUCUGGCCUUGUCUUUGAAAUUGGUCCACUUGCAUUUAGAUAUGAGGAAUACAAUGGAAGUCUUCCUAACUUGGUCUUAAGGCCACACUCAUGGACAAAGGUAAGUAACAUUAUAUUUGUAGAUUUGCCUGUUUUCACGGGCUUCACCUAUGCAAGAACAGAAUCUGUUGCUCAACGAAGUGACUCGUCAUUAGCUCAUCAAGUCCAUCAAUUUCUUAGGAAGUGGUUGGUUGAUCAUCCAAAAUUUCUGUCAAAUGAAGCUUACAUUGGUGGCGAUUCCUACUCUGGCAUUCCUAUUCCAGCAAUAGUUCAAGAAAUUUCACAAGGAAAUAAAGAAGGGCUCCAACCAUGGAUAAAUCUCCAGGGUUACCUCUUGGGGAAUCCUGUGACAACUAGGACAGAAAAAAACUAUGCAAUCCCCUUUGCUCAUGGAAUGGGACUUAUUUCUGAUGAACUAUAUGAGUCACUGCAAAAAAAUUGUGGGGGAGAGUAUAUAAAUGUAGAUACAAAAAAUGUACUGUGUUCAAGAGAUCUCAAUUCAUACAGUGAGGCUAUAUCUGGACUUAAUACAGCACAUAUUUUGGACCUGAAAUGUGAGUGGCUUGAUAAUGAAAUUUCCUGGAGGAGAUCUCUAAUUAAGAAAGAUCAAUCAAAGUUCCUCAAUACUCAUCUCAAAUUACCACCCUUAAAUUGUCGGAGUUAUGCAUACUUCCUUUGCGCUUAUUGGGCUAAUGAUGACAAUGUUCGCAAAGCUCUACACAUACAUAAGGGAAGCAUUGGGAAAUGGCAUCGUUGUAACUACAAUGUACCUAACAAGAUAGACAUCUCUAGCAGCUUUGAGUAUCAUGUCAAUUUGAGCAAAAAAGGCUAUCGUUCACUAAUAUACAGUGGCGAUCACGACUUGACCGUUCCGUUCUUGGCGACUCAAGCAUGGGUAAGAUCUUUAAACUACUCCAUUGUGGAUGAUUGGAGGCAAUGGCGUAUAAAUGACCAAGUUGGAGGAUACACAAGGACAUAUUCCAAUCGGAUGACAUUUGCAACCGUGAAGGGUGGAGGUCACACUGCUCCCGAAUACAAGCCUGAAGAAUGCUUUACCAUUUACAGUAGGUGGAUAUCAAACAUGGCUUUGUAGAUAUAACGAAAUAAGUUCAUCUCCUAACUUACCAUUAGGGGUGGAAAUAAGCAAGCUAAGCUUUAGCUUAUUAAAAUUAUGUUGUUUGCUUUAAAAAAAAAUCCUAGCCUGCAUUCUCUUUUCGUGGCUCAAACUUAGUCUGCGUUCUUUCACAAGCCGAGCCAUGGUAAGGGAAUAAAACUUGCAUCAAUUCCAUAACAAUCAUCGAUUAGAUUAUUCACCUAAUAAAUCGGUGUAUAAACUGAGAAAGAAAAAGCAAUAGGUGAUACUAAUAUUCAUGAAGAACAAACGGGAGAUCGAUCCAUGUCAAAUACAGGGAUGGAUCCUAAGUGGGGUUUGUACCGUUAAUUUUUUUUAAAUAAAUCAAUUCGACUUAUCAAUUAUAUUCA